This is a messenger RNA of Sesamum indicum (sesame), 447 nucleotides long. RefSeq lists its product as uncharacterized. The record is from RefSeq and is a predicted model, not a curated record. Lineage: Eukaryota; Viridiplantae; Streptophyta; Magnoliopsida; Lamiales; Pedaliaceae.
AUGGUCGAAGAAUCAUUUGUACAAAGUCAGGGGGUUAAGAUGCUAUCCCUAGUGGAGAAGCUCGAAGACCUCAAAGUUGAGCUUGACAAGGACACGUACAUUGAUUUGAUCCUUCAGUCACUUCCUUCGUCCUACGACCCGUUUGUUAUGAACUACAACACGAACGGACUUAAAAAGUCUAUUCAUGAGUUAAUUAAUAUGUUGGUCCAAUACGAGGCAAUGACCCAUAAGUCUACACCGGCAGUAUUGGUGGGUGAGUCUUCAAUCUCCAAAGCAAAAGACAAGAGGGCUGGAUACUGGAAGACAAAGAAAGAUAAAGGAAAUGCCAUUGCAGCCACUGCUAGCACUCUGAGCGCUCCUAUUACGCCCAUGGGAAUGGACAAAGGGAAAGGGAAGGCUGCCGAUUAUAAGCGAUUGAAGGCAAUUGAUGUCUUCAUGCAUUGCUAA